Molecule: messenger RNA, 1370 nt
Organism: Cornus florida
Lineage: Eukaryota; Viridiplantae; Streptophyta; Magnoliopsida; Cornales; Cornaceae
Product: probable purine permease 11
Exons: 1
Coding region: 129-1250 (373 amino acids)
Cellular component (GO): membrane
Molecular function (GO): purine nucleoside transmembrane transporter activity
Source: RefSeq, a predicted model, not a curated record
UUAAGAACAAUAUAGCGGCCAUUAAUGUUGAAACUGGCAUCAUGAUCGAAUCAUUUUUGCCAUGGAGAUCUCUCUCUCAUGUGUAUAUAAUUAUGCAGUUCAAGUAUAUAGAUAUAUAAAUAUAUCUUAUGCCUGAAAAGUUUAGUUUGUGUGGAAGGGUUAUCUUUUGUUCGAUGUGUUCUGCAUUUACAGAGGUCCAAGAACCAAACUCAACCAUCGGGCCUCCCGUCACUGAUCAACCGCCACUUGUGGGACUCAAACGUUGGCAACGGUGGCUCUUGGUGGUGCUCAACAUUGCCUUCCUUCUUAUAGGCCAAUCUGGUGCGGUUAUACUCAGUAGACUCUACUAUGACGGAGGAGGAAAAAGUAUAUGGAUGGCGACGCUCAUCCAGAGCGCCGCCUUUCCAGUUCUCUUCCUCCCUCUCUGCUUCUUUUCCUUCCACAAAAAUCAUCCCCCUACCCCCACCAUCCCCGCGUCACCUUCCUUUCGCACCCUCUCCAUGGUUUACUUGUUUCUUGGUGCUCUUCUUGCUGGGGAUAACAUGUUGUACUCAAUUGGACUCCUCUACCUUCCUCUCUCUACCUACUCUUUGAUUUGUGCCGCACAGUUGGCUUUUAACGCGAUAUUUUCCUUCUUCAUUAAUUCCCAGAAGUUUACCAUGUUAAUUCUCAACUCUGUAAUCCUUGUAACCUUAUCAUCGUGCCUCGUUGCAGUCCAUUCCGAUCCAACGGACUCCAAUACUAGAGAGAGGAUCAAAGGGAAAAGCACAGUCGGCUUUUUAUGCACUCUGGGAGCAUCAGCAGCUUACUCCCUACUGCUCUCUCUCAUGCAAUUCGCCUUCGAAAAAAUUCUGAAAAAGGAAACAUUUGCAGUGGUCUUGAGCAUGCAGAUUUAUACUUCCCUCGUCGCUUCUUGUAUCUGUGUCGUCGGGUUGUUUGGCAGUGGGGAAUGGAGGGGGCUGAGGGAAGAAAUGGAAGGUUUCGGAAGAGGGAGUGUGUGUUAUGUUAUGACUCUGGUAGGGGCAGCUCUGGCUUGGCAAGUUAGCUAUGUUGGUGUUGUGGGGCUGAUUUUUAUGGUGUCUUCCCUCUUCUCUAAUGUUAUUAGUAUACUGCCACUGCCACUUGUUCCUGUCUUUGCUGCCAUGUUUUACCAUGAAAAUAUGGAUGGGGUGAAGGUAGUGGCUAUGUUUUUGGCUAUCUGGGGAUUCGCUUCUUACCUCUACCAGAAUUUUCUUGAUGAUCAUACAUGAAAAAAGACGGGAAAUAUUUCUGUUUAGGGAUAUUCAAAGAAUUGUUCAAAAGAACUAUAGUAUGUUUUAAAUUUUUGCAGUAUACAUAUAUAUAUAUAUAUAUUUAGAUUUUGUGCUGUA